AUGCCAACAGCGUCACAGGCGCAAGCAGACGCUCGUCAGACUGCUGGGCUGCUUGGCAUGGAAUCAAGGUUUUCUCGGUCGGAUCGCCAAGUCGCGCGGUGGACACAGUGCAUGUUCUCGAUGUUUCAACUGGCGCGCUCUCAAAAUUCGAGGGCCCAUCCUCGCGCCCUUGUCACUGGUGCGACCCACCUUGCGCCGGACAAGUGCAUCUCUCGCCGCACUCCUGGCAUCUCUCCAGGACACAGGCACGGCCACGAGCACGAUAGACCCGAGUCCAGCGUUGCGAAGCGGCCGGCUCACGCCAGCAACACGACAGAUCAGCCGGCCGACUCGGGCUACUACGCCUUGGGAGCCGUACUGGAGACGGCUGAGGCCACGAAGACCCCGACGCCCACCUGCAGAGAGUGGUGUGCAUGCGGGCGGACGGGCGACGUGUUACACGUACGCUGA
Messenger RNA from Mytilinidion resinicola, 450 nucleotides. RefSeq lists its product as uncharacterized. The transcript has a single exon. The record is from RefSeq and is a predicted model, not a curated record. The coding region runs from base 1 to 450 and encodes 149 amino acids. NCBI's taxonomy places the organism in Eukaryota, Fungi, Ascomycota, Dothideomycetes, Mytilinidiales, Mytilinidiaceae.